GGAGGAAAGUCGAAAGCAGGCGAGGCCGAGGCCGCCCCCUCACAAGCAGGCCCAAAAGCUUUCCAGACAAGAAGCGCGAAAGCCGGACUGCAGUUCCCAGUGGGCCGUAUACACCGGUAUCUGAAGCAGCGAACGCAGAACAACGUGCGGAUUGGGGCAAAAGCCGCGGUGUACACUUCUGCGAUCCUGGAGUACCUCACGGCGGAGGUCCUCGAGCUCGCCGGCAACGCAUCGAAGGACCUGCGCGUGAAGCGCAUCACUCCUCGGCAUUUGCAGCUCGCUAUCCGCGGAGACGAGGAGCUCGACAUGCUCGUCCGGGCGACGAUCGCAGGCGGCGGCGUGCUGCCGUUUAUUCACAAGAGCUUGACC
This is a messenger RNA of Heterobasidion irregulare TC 32-1, 369 nucleotides long. RefSeq lists its product as uncharacterized. Gene Ontology annotation, cellular component: nucleosome. Gene Ontology annotation, molecular function: protein heterodimerization activity; DNA binding; structural constituent of chromatin. The annotation marks the transcript as partial. The record is from RefSeq and is a predicted model, not a curated record. The transcript has 3 exons. Lineage: Eukaryota; Fungi; Basidiomycota; Agaricomycetes; Russulales; Bondarzewiaceae.